CAGGCGUGCUCUGCUGCCCACUUCACAGCUGAAGCAACUAUCAGGAGAAUGAUUGUGGCUUUACCAGCCUUUUAAAAUGCCACAAGUGGUUGUUGCCAGCCAUCACCUGCACCUUCUCAUUUCUUGGCUUAUCUACUAGUGUACCCCAGUGUGAACAUGUGUGUCUGGUAAGUGCUGACUGGAAGUUUUGCGUCUGAAUCUGCUUCUGGGAUCCCAGCUUGGACAUUGGCAGCAGCACUGGCAUCUGUGUCUUGAAUGACAUCUUUUGCAGCCUUUGUCUUCAGUGAUUGUUUUCAGACCACAGUAAUGGGAAGCUUUGCAAAAGUAAUUCCUCUGAGAUUUUUUUUUUUCCUGGACUUCUCAACCUAUGCCAUAAACUUUCAUAUGCAGUGUCCUUAUGGGCCACUUUGUGCUCUUUUCUGUGGACCUUAUUAACAGCCCUGCAGGACAGAUGCUUCUGUUAAUCACCCUCUGGAGGUGUUAGCCAGUAUGAAAUCCUGCUGUUUCCCAUGCUAGCACUAACUCUGCAGUGGAAGCAGGUGUUCAAACUAUUAAAAACAAACAACACAAAACCAAAAAACCCAGCCAUGUGGAACUUUGUUUUUCAGGGGGGCACACGGAUCUCUGAACAGCUUGGAGAUAUUCUUCCAGAGAUCUUUUAUCAUAAAAGCAGCUUAAGUGACUCACUCUUUCCCUGAGGAUAGUCUUAAAACAACUCUGCUAAUUUCAUCUUUUAGUGGUUAGAAAAAAGGAUUUAUUUUGUGCUGUCUUAAAAAAAAAAAAAAAAAUUAACCAAGCCCUCCCCUCCCCCCCCCCUCCAAAAAAAAGCGCCCCAGCAUAUUUUGUAAAAAGUCAAUGGCCGUAUUUCCAUGUGGAUUUGGGCUAUAUUUAAUAUUAAAGGUCUGUAGGGCUCGCUAACACAUGGGCUGACAGGCAAGUGCUUCAGUGAAAGAUUCAGCACUAUUUUUAGUUCUCUUACAACAAACCACUUGAUUGUAAGGCCCGGGGAACUGCGACAUCGUGAUCGUGAGGGGUCUGCUGGAAAAGGCGGCGGAGGAGACAGGGGAGCUUGCUAGCUAUGCCAAGGACACCCAGCUGAUGCAGAGAAGCACCCAUCACGGUCAGGAGGAGACCGAGAGCGGAUGACAGCUAAUCAUGAGACGUACCUUCUUAUGGCGAGCACACAGAAUGACAUGGAGGAUUGGGUGAAAUCCAUUCGCAGGGUUAUAUGGGCGCCAUUUGGAGGAGGUAUUUUUGGCCAGAAGCUGGAAGAUACUGUCCGAUAUGAAAAGCGAUAUGGGAACCGCCUGGCUCCUAUGUUGGUGGAACAGUGUGUGGAUUUUAUCCGACAGCGGGGGCUGAAUGAAGAAGGCCUUUUUCGACUGCCUGGGCAGGCCAACCUUGUGAAGGAGUUACAGGAUGCGUUUGACUGUGGAGAGAAGCCUUCUUUUGACAGCAAUACAGAUGUGCACACAGUGGCAUCACUGCUUAAGCUGUACCUAAGGGAACUCCCAGAACCAGUCAUACCAUAUGCAAAAUACGAAGAUUUUCUUUCCUGUGCCAAAAUGCUCAGCAAGGAGGAAGAAACGGGCCUGAAAGAACUGGUGAAGCAAGUGAAGAGCCUGCCAGCUGUCAAUUAUAAUCUGCUGAAAUACAUUUGUAGAUUCCUUGAUGAAGUCCAGUCUUACUCAGGCAUAAACAAAAUGAGUGUGCAAAAUCUGGCAACCGUUUUUGGCCCCAACAUCCUUCGCCCCAAAGUGGAAGACCCUCUGACUAUCAUGGAGGGUACAGUAGUAGUCCAGCAGCUAAUGUCAGUGAUGAUUAGCAAACAUGAAGAGCUGUUUCCCAAGGAUGCAGAUCCUCAGAUGGGACCGGAGGUAUGGAACAACAACAAUGAAAUGCCAAAGAAAGCAACUGCAGGGCAGCUACAGAACAAAGAGACCGCCACCACCAAGGAGACGGCAGUGAGGCGCUGUUCCUGGGACAAACCGGAGUCUCCCCAGAGGGGAAGCAUGGACAAUGAACCUCCAACUGCUGUGCCAGGCAGCAAGACAAAUAGCCCCAGGAACAGCAUCCAGAAGGUGGAUGUCACCAGAAGCCCACCACUCAUGGUGAAAAAAAAUCCUGCUUUUAAUAAAGGCAGUGGCAUAGUCACUAACGGGUCCUUCAGCAGCUCUGUAGAAGGCCCUGAGAAGAGCCAGACCUUACCAAACUGUACCCUGCAAACCCGGAGAACGUCAUCCCUGAAAGGACCGGUGACAAAGAUGGGCACACACAGUGUGCAGAACGGAGGUGUGCGGAUGGGUGUUUCCAGCACAGACGGGCACAGCAACACUCUCAACAGCCGGAGCCCGGGCUGCGUGCCCAAUGGCUACGUCACGCUGAGGGACAACAAGCAGAAGGAAUCGGUGAGUGAGUCAGGCCAGCACAACAGGCUUUCCACCUACGACAAUGUCCACCAGCAGUUCUCUAUGGUGAACUCUGAUGACAAACAGAGCGUGGACAGUGCCACCUGGUCAACGUCUUCUUGUGAAAUAUCCCUCCCUGAGCACUCCAACUCCUGUCGUUCAUCCACCACCACCUGCCCUGAGCAGGACUUUUAUGUGGGUAACUUUGAAGACUCUGUGCUGGAUGGACCACCACACGAAGACCUCUCUAACCCAGGUGACUAUGAGAACAAAAGUGACAGAAGGAGUGUGGGAGGCCACAGCAGCCGAGCCACCAGCAGCAGCGAUAACAGUGAAACGUUUGUCACCAGCAGUACUAACAAUCACAGCGCUUUGCACAGCCUGGUGUCCAGCUUGAAGCAAGAGAUGGCCAAGCAAAAACUAGAGUAUGAAACAAGGAUUAAAAGCUUGGAGCAGAGAAAUCUCACCCUGGAGACAGAAAUGAUGGCUCUGCAUGAAGAACUGGAUCAAGAGCGAAAGAAGUUCACAAUGGUAGAAAUCAAAAUGCGUAAUGCAGAACGGGCCAAGGAAGAUGCAGAGAAGAGGAAUGAUAUGUUGCAGAAGGAAAUGGAGCAGUUUUUCUCCACUUUUGGAGAACUGACAGUGGAGUCUCGCAGACCAGAAAGAGGCAACACCAUCUGGAUUCAGUGAGCAUUGGAAACAUAGACUGUGGGACUUUGGGGAAGGGCUUGGGGGUAUUAUACUGUAUCAGGUGGCUGGUCACCUGUCUGAGGCUAGUACUCAACAUAAUGUUAUAAAAACUGAAGGAAAAAAUCGUACAGACAUUAACCACUCAUAUCUACAGUGUGUACUUACCAAGUUAUACUCUUUGAAUGCUUCACGAGACUACUGUCAAGUGUUACAACUGGAUACGUGUAUAUAAAUUUUUAAAAAGUCACCUUAGAGAGCAAGAGAUGUAUCUCAAGAAAUAUUUUAAUGCAAGUCUUGUAUUUAAACUGGUAAAUUGAAAUGUUGCAGUCAAGCUUUAUAUCAAGGCUUUUCUCCCUUGCACUUAACAUAAUAAGCUAUUUUUGGCAUUGUGUUACCAUCAGCUUAUUUUGUAUAUUGUAUUUUUUUUGUUUUUGUUUUGUUACCCCUCUUGCUGGGGAGUGAAGAUAAACAGAUAUGUCAAGGUAUAUGUGCCAGUCGUUAACCAUGAUUCGCGUCACAUCUAAAAAGAGCAGGAUGAGAAGCAGCAGCACCCUAUGGGCAAAAUAAGGCGGUACUAAUUUAACAGAAUUGAUGGCCAGGGUAGAAGGUACCAGGGCACGCAUAUCAUAAAAACCAAAUGAGGAUAUCAAAUCAGCAAGACUGGGGACAGUGUCAAAAGGGUAAACAGCUGCUUGUUUGGCAGAAAAUAUGGGUGGCAGAGUAAGAAGUUGGGAGAGGGGAAAGGAGAACUUAAGGGGGCGUCAAUCACACGACCAGAGCUUUUUGGUGUACCCUAAAGAAGCCCUGUGCCUGAUCACUGGAGCUCAGAGCAGGAAUGUAAACCGGUUGUUCUGACCAUAUUUGCAUCUGACUUACCUGUGUACUCUGCAUGAAAGUGAGUCCUUUUUGUAAACCUUGUCCGUGUGAUGGCUGCUGAAAAAAAUAACAAAAAGAAUUAUGUCCAGAGUAGAAAUUACCAGAGCAACUGUGUAACAAACAGCAAAUAGGGAAGAAAACACCAACAUGUUCACCACCCAUAUUUACAGUGUAUAUUAGCAAGUUAUCAUACUGUCUGAAUGCUUCAUGAAAUUACUGUCAAGUGUUACAACUGUGAAAGCUCCCAGGCUCACAGCAUCACCAAGGGAAAACCUAGAGGGAACAGCCCAGAGCCUAACAGCAUACAGUGUGCCAGUGAAAAAGAAACAGCAAACCCAUGCUGUAAAUUAAUAAGUUGUUUGGCAUCUUUAUAUAUAGUAAGUGUAACUGGUAUUUUCUACACCAGGGUAAGGAUUUUUUUGGUUUUAACUUUGAGUUUAGGACUGCAAGCUGUAUUAUUAGAAAGGGUUGUUGAGACAUCUUGGCUUCCCUCUACUGUCUCUUAAAUAUAUUGCAAUUAUUUUUUAAUUCCAAUUGAGAAAGAAUGAUGAAGGUAGCCUCAAAGAACGUUCUUGGUUAUAGCAUGUAUAUUAGUCAAGUAUUAAUUAGAUGUGGGAAUUAUAUUGGGAAGUAAACAUGAGAUUAACAUUUCAGAGAAAUACUAACUCGCAAUGGAGCAUUACACUUGGUGCUUGUGGAUACAUUGUUUGUGUCUGGUGAAGUUCAGAGUCCCCAGACAGGGCACCCAUUACAGUAAUUACUGUGAACAUGUCUAGUGCACAUCCAGCCUGUGUGUAAAUCAGAAAAAGUCAGACAGGGAGAGAUCAAGGUAGUAGAAAGGAGUAGGUUUUAUAUCAGUUGGCAGCAAUCACAAGAUGUCCCCACAGUGGUGAGAGAAGAAAAUUAACUAUGUUAAUUCUGAUUUUUAAAUUGAAUGAGAGAGACCUUAAUAUCUGAUGCAGUAGACCUCAAAAUCGACUCAAUUUAAGCAGUAUCUGACAUCUGUUGACAUGACAGCACAGUCUGAAAGAGAAGUAUUUUCUUAACUGGAAUUCAUAUUUUUACACUAGAUGUAUACAGUAGUCCCUGCAGCAGUCUCCUGGGGUGGUGGAAGUCUCAUUUUGAUUUCCUUUAGCAGUCCCUAUGCCAUUCAAGCACUGUUGUUCUCUUAAAAUUUAAAGGAAUACACAGUUCCUAUGACUUAUUCAAGGACCUGUGUAAAUAAGGACCUAAAGUUCAGUCGAUGCAGGCAUGGCAGAGGGUGGCCAGUGAGGCAGCGGGCACAGGUGCUGCUCCAAAGUUAUCAGCUGAUAUGAUGGCAAAAAUGACAGCUACAUGACAAAAUUUUAUUUCUGAUACUUGUUCAAAAUUGAUGAGGAAUAGGAAUUUCAUUUCAUGUGCACAUCUGCCUCCAACACCCUAGGCUAUACAAUAUGCAGGGAAGGGAAGGUAUUUGUAGUCCAUGUACUUAGAAGUCUGUGUUCAAUUUGAUUAUGGUUGGUCUUCACAGGAACUGACUGGAUGCUUCCAGAGAUUUGUAUGUGCUGCAUGUUUUCCUUAUUUGAACAGGUUUCUUUGUACACAUCUGUUUCUGAACUCAGAUUAUUUGGUCAUUGAUUGCUUUCUGAGAGUUAAUCCUUGGUAUACCCCUAAAUCGACCCCCAAAUUACAAGAAUGCAGUUCAGAGUGGGUUUUCUGUUUAUCUUCAGGUCUUUGUAUUCACCAUGCCUGAGAUGGUUUAUAAGACAAACUAUUUUAGUGAAAAAUCUUCAUUUUUGGCAUAUGUAGAUCCUCCUCAUUUUUAUAUUGCUCUUUUUGAGGAUUGCCAUUAAACACUCUUGACUGAGACUGAA
Messenger RNA from Tyto alba (common barn owl), 5827 nucleotides. It is a transcript of the gene ARHGAP24, whose product is annotated as Rho GTPase activating protein 24. The record is from RefSeq and is a predicted model, not a curated record. Gene Ontology annotation, cellular component: focal adhesion. Gene Ontology annotation, molecular function: GTPase activator activity. NCBI's taxonomy places the organism in Eukaryota, Metazoa, Chordata, Aves, Strigiformes, Tytonidae. Gene Ontology annotation, biological process: signal transduction; activation of GTPase activity; wound healing, spreading of epidermal cells. The transcript is spliced from 8 exons. The coding region runs from base 1143 to 3098 and encodes 651 amino acids.